Molecule: messenger RNA, 2580 nt
Organism: Ylistrum balloti
Lineage: Eukaryota; Metazoa; Mollusca; Bivalvia; Pectinida; Pectinidae
Product: probable phosphoglycerate kinase
Exons: 12
Coding region: 76-1323 (415 amino acids)
Biological process (GO): gluconeogenesis; glycolytic process
Cellular component (GO): cytosol
Molecular function (GO): ADP binding; phosphoglycerate kinase activity; ATP binding
Source: RefSeq, a predicted model, not a curated record
GAUAUACUUUGCCGGCUGUGUUUUUAGUUUUUGGCGAAGCAAUUUCAUUUUUUGAGACCAAAAAACAGAAGAACAAUGGCACUGAACAAAUUGGCAAUCGAUUCUCUGGAUUUAAAGGACAAGAGAGUCUUGAUGCGGGUUGAUUUCAAUGUCCCCUUGAAGGAUGGUAAAAUAACUAACACCCAAAGAAUUGUGGCAGCAUUGCCAACGGUGAAGCAUGCUUUAGAUAAUGGAGCAAAGAGUGUAGUGAUGAUGAGUCACCUCGGACGUCCUGAUGGGCGUCGCCAGGACAAAUACUCCCUCGCUCCUGUUGCUGCAGAACUAAAAAAUCUUCUUGGAAAAGAUAUUCAGUUUCUGAAUGACUGUGUCGGUGAAGAGGUGGAAGCUGCUUGUGCGAACCCUGCUCCAGGGUCAAUCAUUCUCUUAGAGAACUUACGUUUCCAUGUGGAAGAGGAAGGCAAGGGUGUGAAUGCUGAGGGUGUUAAGGUCAAGGCUGACAAGGAAGCUGUUGCAGCAUUUAGGGCCUCCCUUUCAAAACUUGGAGAUAUUUAUGUCAAUGAUGCGUUCGGCACUGCCCAUAGAGCACACAGUUCUAUGGUGGGCUGUGAGCUGUCUCAGAGAGCUUCAGGUUUCCUCCUGAAAAAAGAACUGACAUAUUUCUCCAAGGCCCUGGACAAACCAGUAAAACCUUUCCUGGCCAUUCUUGGAGGGGCAAAGGUGGCAGACAAAAUCCAGCUUAUAGAGAACAUGUUAGACAAGGUUGAUGAGAUGAUCGUAGGCGGUGGGAUGGCCUUUACCUUCCUUAAGGUCCUAAAAGAUAUGGAGAUUGGAAACUCGUUGUUUGAUGAAGAUGGAGCAAAGAUUGUUCAGAAACUUGUUGAUAAGGCAGCAGCAAACAAUGUGAAGAUCAUUCUCCCUGAAGACUUUGUAACAGGUGACAAGUUUGCGGAGGAUGCAGCUGUUGGUAAAGCUACUGUUUCAUCUGGAAUUCCUGCUGGACAUAUGGGCUUGGAUAUAGGACCAGAAUCAGCUACAUUAUUCUCUGAAGCAAUAGCAAGAGCUAAUACCAUCGUUUGGAAUGGUCCUCCUGGUGUCUUUGAGUUCCCUAACUUUGCUGAAGGGACAAAGACAGUAAUGAAUGCAGUGGUGGAGAGUACCAAGAGGGGAGCCACAACAAUCAUUGGUGGAGGUGACACAGCAACAUGUGCAGCAAAGUAUAAAACAGAGGACCAAGUCAGCCAUGUCAGCACUGGGGGUGGAGCCAGUCUUGAGUUACUGGAAGGUAAAGUUCUGCCAGGUGUGGAUGCACUAUCAGAUGCCUAGAUGUCCUCCAUUCUUCACAUUGUUGAACUUUGACCUCAAGAUAAUGAGAUUUUGCACAACCUAAAAGCUGUUCCAUGUUAAGGGCAAGAGAAUGCUUCUUCAUAACUUUUGUUCACAUGAUCAGUACACAUUCCUGGUGGAUAGUGAACAUGUGGAGAUGUAUGCAGAAUUUGCUUUAAUAUGGUAACCUCCAAGUUAGAAAGGCUUGGCUACCAGAUAGUUUAUAUUUGAAGUUAUCACCCAAAUGUUAAAGCUUGGAAGCUAGCUGGCAAGACUCUUUGUCAUCUUGCUAAAGACUCUUAGCUUUCAGCUAUUAUUUGAAUGCUUUAAACUCUUGGGUCACUGAAAAGUUUGUCACCAUAGGAAUACUGAGGGAAAUCACUGGUACCACUAAUUCCAUUCUGAAAUGUCAGGGUCUAAUCUAUUAUUAAUAUUACAGCUAUGAAAAACACUUUACUUGUCUUUUUAGGAGUAUUUGAAAAAGAUGUAUGGUUUAAGAAUUAGUAUUUAGUAUAAAUGGGUUUUUUUUUGCUUUAUUUUAGUUUAUUGAAAUGCAACACAAAUCGUCCAUGGCUGCUGAAUUUUUCAACAUGUAGCAAUUCUUGUCAUUUGUUGUAAAAUUUAUGUCUUUACUUUGGAUGUCUAUUAAGUACUGUCUUGGUUAAUAAAAGCACAACCAAUCUAAUCCUAUAUCCUACAGUUCCACCCUUGAUCUAUUCUGCAUGAGAGCAGGACUCCUGGAAGUAUGUCCAAUCCUAGAUCAUGUUUAUCAGACUGGAAAUUGUCAGAGUGAGCUUUUGGUGAUUUGGGUAAAUUAAAGUGUACAUUGGAGUGGCAUUAUCAAAAUUAAAAAAACAUCUGGUUGUCUGUAAUAAUUAAGUAAUAAUACAUCAAAUACUGUUAGAGAGUAACAGGUUCUGUUUCCUUGCUUCAUAUAUUUUAAAAGAGCAGUCAAUAGUUGUCAAGACACUCCCCUUACACAUAUACAGAAAUAAGUGCUAAAAGACUGUCAUUAGUACAUGCUGGCUGUUGUAUGGCAUAUGUUCUUUGCGGUUUUGACAGUAAAAAUUACCUCCCUUGAACCUUACCUGUCGUACACAACAGAUAGAGGUAUCCCUUGUAUAUCAUUGUAUAAAAUGAUACAGAUUUUGUCUUGUUUGUUUUGCUUAGUAUGUGUAUAUAUAAAAACAUUUAAAUAAUAAUUUAUUAUUUAUGAUGUCAUAUUAAAAUAAGAUAUCAAUAAAAUAUUCUGUCAUA